Nymphalis io (European peacock) is the source of this 1549-nucleotide messenger RNA. It is a transcript of the gene Erk7, whose product is annotated as mitogen-activated protein kinase 15. The record is from RefSeq and is a predicted model, not a curated record. The transcript is spliced from 7 exons. The coding region runs from base 16 to 1527 and encodes 503 amino acids. NCBI's taxonomy places the organism in Eukaryota, Metazoa, Arthropoda, Insecta, Lepidoptera, Nymphalidae. Gene Ontology annotation, biological process: protein phosphorylation; intracellular signal transduction. Gene Ontology annotation, molecular function: ATP binding; MAP kinase activity. Gene Ontology annotation, cellular component: nucleus; cytoplasm.
AGUCCCGAAAAAAAUAUGUCCGAAAUCGAUGAACAUAUACUAAAGAGAUUUGAUAUAAAAAAAAGAUUGGGUAAGGGGGCUUAUGGCAUCGUCUGGAAGGCCAUAGAUAGGAAGACCAAAGAUGUUGUUGCGAUAAAAAAAAUAUUUGACGCGUUUCGCAAUCAGACCGACGCGCAAAGAACUUUUCGUGAAAUUAUAUUUUUACAAUCAUUUCGUAAUCAUCCGAAUAUUGUAAAGCUGCACAGUAUACACAGAGCAUUGAACAACCGCGAUAUAUACCUUGGCUUCGAAUACAUGGAGACUGAUUUGCACAACGUCAUCAAACGGGGUAACAUAUUGAAGGAUAUACAUAGGAGAUAUAUAAUGUAUCAAAUGUUAAAAGCGACGAAGUAUAUACACUCUGGUAAUGUGAUACAUAGAGAUCAGAAACCUAGUAAUGUACUCAUCGACAGUGCCUGUAGGGUGAAGCUAGCUGACUUUGGUCUAGCUCGGUCUGUGUCAUCGAUGUACUCUGGUGGUGAAGAUGGAGCGGACCCAUGCUUGACGGAUUACGUUGCCACGCGCUGGUAUCGAGCACCGGAAAUACUCAUUGCUAGUAAAAAUUACACAAAGGGCAUAGACAUGUGGUCUCUCGGUUGCAUCUUGGGUGAGAUGCUGACUGGCAAGCCUUUGUUUCCAGGAACGUCUACCGUUAAUCAGAUCGAGCGGAUCAUGGCUGCGCUGCCGAGGCCGUCUUCUGAAGAUAUUGGAGCAGUAUGUAGCGGCUACGGAUCAUCCCUCAUCAAAGAGUUGGCAUCAGCUAAUUCGAGGAACGCGUCUCUGACUGCUCAACUGGCAUGUGCGCCAAAAGAUGCAUCAGAACUAGUCCAGCAAUUGCUCGUGUUUAACCCAGCGAAACGACUCAGUGCAGAAAGGGCCUUACAUCAUGAAUAUGUCUCCAAAUUCCACCGUGAAAAAGACGAACUGAUUCUACCAUCAGACGUUUUGCUGCCUCUACGUGAUGAUAAGCAGAUGUCUGUAGACGACUACAGGAACAAGCUGUACAGCAUAAUGGCAAAAGGUUUCCAGAAUUCCAAUGAACAGCCAAGGAAAACUUAUUCCAGCAAGUCACAAAUAAUAGCAACGUCCACUAAGAGCAGGAGUUUUCAAGAAACGUCUGAUAUAUCGAAAUCACAUAUGAAAUCCAAGCUAAGUGUGUCAGCUGAUCAGAAACUCAGACCGAAGCCGAAGCCAACCGAUAGACCAUUGAAAGAGUUCAGAUCAGAUCAGACUAUCGGAAAACCCAUGAAAGCGACCAGGUAUUUCGAGACUAGGAGCCAUGAAUGGAAUAAUAGUCACGGGGAUUACUUCCAAGUCGCGAGACAGAAUCCAUCAGAUAUAUUCUCAGGGGAGAAGAAAAAUCUUCAGCAGAGAAGGAAUUCGACGUCGUUCUCCACAAUAACCAUUGGUGAUGGGUGCUACGGGAACCAGAAACAUGGUGUUAUAACUGCAAGCGCUUUGUUGGACUUGAGGACAAGUAUCCGAUAAAUUCAAUGAAUGUUCUAGAAUA